ACUGGCGCGCUAGGGGCUGAGACUGUUUUAACUCCUGGGCUUGGCGACCUGAGAGGGGCCAUGGCGGCGGAGGUGUUGCCGAGCGCGAAGUGGCUGUACUGUGGGGAGCCCGACGAAAGCCAGAGAGCUGUCCUGGUUCAGUUCUCCAAUGGGAAGCUGCAGAAUCCAGAUAACAUGCGCUUCAGCUUGUACAAGAACAAGGACUCCACCAAUCCCAGGAAGAAGAGCCAGCGGAUCCUGGCAGCUGAAACAGACAGACUUUCCUACGUGGGAACCAAUUUUGGAACUGGAGCACUCAAAUGCAACACUCUGUGCAGACACUUUGUGGGAAUUUUGAACAAGACCUCUGGCCAAAUGGAAGUAUUUGAUGCUGAAUUAUUCAACAUGCAGCCACUGUUUUCAGAUGAAUCAGUGGAGAGUGAAUUGACACCAGACAGUGAGAGCAAAACUUUUAGAGAUAAGAUGGACUCUUGCAUUGAAGCCUUCGGUACCACCAAACAGAAGCGGGCUCUGAACUCCAGGAGAAUGAACAGAGUUGGCAAUGAAUCUUUGAAUCGUGCAGUAGCUAAAGCCGCAGAGAGUAUUAUUGAUACAAAGGGUGUGACCGCUCUGGUCAAUGAUGCCCUCCACGAUAACUUGCAAGACGACUCCCUCUGCCUUCCUCCCUGCCACGCGGAUGCAGCCAAGCCUGAAGACGUGUAUAAAUUUGAAGACCUUCUUUCCCCUGCGGAGUAUGACGCUCUUCGGAGCCCAUCUGAAGCUUUCAGGAAUGUCACAUCAGAAGAAAUACUGAAGAUGAUCGAAGAGAACAGCCACUGCUCCUUUGUCAUAGAAGCGUUGAAGUCCUUGCCAUCAAGUGAGGAGAGCCGAGACCGCCAGGCCCGAUGCAUAUGGUUUCUGGACACACUCAUCAAGUUUCGAGCACAGAAAGUGAUUAAGCGGAAAAGUGCCCUGGGACCUGGAGUUCCACACAUCAUCACCACCAAACUGCUGAAGCACUUCACCUGCGUGACCUACAACAAUGGCAGUUUACGCAACUUAAUUUCCGAUUCCAUGAAGGCAAAGAUCAUUGCGUAUGUGAUCGUACUCGCCUUGCAUAUAAACGACUUCCAGAUUGACCUGACAUUGUUACAGAGGGACCUGAAGCUCAGUGAGAAAAGGAUGCUCGAGAUAGCAAAGGCCAUGAGGCUGAAGAUCUCUAAGCGAAAGGUGUCUCUGGCAGCCGGCGGGGAGGAGGAGCACAGACUGGGUACUCUGUGCAUCCCGCUGCCUCCAGCCCAGACCUUGGACCGCCAGUCAAAGCGGAGGAGACUCACGUAGAGAUUCUCCAGCUGUUACUGUGGUGUCCAGCUGUGUGGGAGAGCAGGCCCUGCCCAAUGAACCAAUGAGGCUACUGCAGAGCAUUCUCAACUUCCCGGUUAUUCCCCAACCACACAAGAGCUGGGAUGGGUGUUCUGGUCCACUACUGCCUCCAGGCGACUUGGAGGACCUGGUGUGUCUCAGCUGUUCCUUUUUCUGCUACCAAAGCCCUAGGUAACACCUGUCCUACCUACGCGCUCUUAACAUUUGAUAUAGUGAACUAUCACCUCCUGGAUCUUAACCAGCAUCACCACUCAGGGCCUCAAUCCCUUCUGUUAAAAAAUGGGGCAAUAACUUCCCGAAGUCGGUGUGUAAUGUACUGCAGGUGGAACAGGAGGUGGUUUUAGUGGCACAGGGAUAUAUCAAAACACAGGUGUACGCUGGUUAGACUAAAGGGCAGCAACAGAUUCCCCCAAAUGUCACGUUUCAACAAAAGGUUUACUUGCUUGGGGGAUUGCGAAUAUCUUUAUAGUCUGUUUUAGUAUGAAUUAGAAAACACUAGCUUUUCAUUUAUAAGUAGUGAUGCAAACAUUUCUUUUUAGUUCAGCAAAGUUAAGUGUCCUGGAUAGGAUCCAGGAAUGGAAAAAGGACAUUAGGGAACUAAAAAAAUCAGAGAAAACCAUAGACUUUGAUAAAUAAUAAUGUGUUCAAUAUUGGUUAAUUUUGACAAAUGUACCACACUAAUGUAAGAUGUUAGGGAAACUUGGGGAGGGUAAUAUGGGAAC
Molecule: messenger RNA, 2084 nt
Organism: Myotis brandtii (Brandt's bat)
Lineage: Eukaryota; Metazoa; Chordata; Mammalia; Chiroptera; Vespertilionidae
Gene: POLR1E
Product: polymerase (RNA) I polypeptide E, 53kDa
Exons: 13
Coding region: 61-1320 (419 amino acids)
Biological process (GO): RNA polymerase I preinitiation complex assembly; nucleolar large rRNA transcription by RNA polymerase I; transcription elongation by RNA polymerase I
Cellular component (GO): RNA polymerase I complex
Molecular function (GO): DNA binding
Source: RefSeq, a predicted model, not a curated record